UUUGCCAGCUUGUUGACCCUCUGUGUUCCCCUCCUGCAGGGUUUAGGAGCCGUUGCUGUGGACGGAGAGACAGGGACGUGAGCGGACAUUGAGCGCGGCCAGGGUGCCAGGUUUAGGAGCCGUUGCUGUGGACGGAGAGACAGGGACGUGAGCGGACAUUGAGCGCGGCCAGGGUGCCAGUGAGCCCCCCCCCCCCCCCCCCCCCGCUCGGUGUGUGGGCUGACCUUCGAGGGGCUGAGCUUCGAUGGAGGACCACAUGAUGGGGCACAACAAGGAGAAGCGCUAUGAGUGUGACGUGUGUGGCAAGACCUGGCAGUGCCCGAGCCGGCUGGAGACCCACCGACGGGUGCACACGGGAGAACGCCCCUUCGAUUGCUUGGAGUGCGGCAAGAGCUUCACCUUCGAUAGCCAUCUGCAGCGGCACAACCUCGUGCACUCCGGCGAGAGGCCCUUCACCUGCUCCGACUGCGGCAAGAGCUUCAAGACGGCGAAUGAUCUGAAGACACACCGGCGGAUACACACGGGUGAGAAGCCCCAUGGCUGCUCCACCUGCGGCAAGAGCUUUGCCCAGUUGUCGGGGCUGCGGGAGCACCGGCGGGUGCACAGCAGUGAGCGGCCCUUCACCUGCUCCGAUUGCGGCAAAGGCUUCAAGUCGGCACCAGUGCUGAAGAAGCACAAGCGUGUGCACACCAGCGACCGUCCCUUCAACUGCGCCCAGUGUGGCAAGGGCUUCAUCUGCUCCACCAGGCUGCUGGAGCACCAGCGCACCCACACUGGCGAGCGCCCCUACACCUGCGCCCAGUGCGGCAAGGGCUUCACCCGCUCCACCAGCCUGCUGGAGCACCAGCGCACCCACACUGGCGAGCGCCCCUACACCUGCGCCCAGUGCGGCAAGCGCUUCACCCGCUCCAGUCACCUACUGCUGCACCAGCGCACCCACACUGGCGAGCGCCCCUACACCUGCGCCCAGUGCAGCAAGGGCUUCACCCGCUCCAGUCACCUACUGCUGCACCAGCGCACCCACACCGGCGAGCGUCCCUACACAUGCGCCCAGUGCGGCAAGCGCUUCACCCAGUCCAGCAACCUACGGGUGCACCAGCGCACCCACACCGGCGAGCAUCCCUACACAUGCGCCCAGUGCGGCAAGGGCUUCACCAACUCCACCCGGCUGCUGUCCCACCCUCCAGUCUCCGGCCUCGCACCAGGACCCUCACUCACUCACUCACUCACUGUCCGCACCCGCCCGGCCGCCCGGCGCUGGGGUUGGCGCUUGGAGCCGAGUGUCGGGGAUGUUGAAGCCGGGCCGGGGGCUGAUGGUGGCGCCGCGGCCACCGGGAUGGUGGACGAGGUGUCCCGUUAUGAGUGUGACGUGUGUGGCAAGGCCUGUCAGUACCCGAGCGAGCUGGAGACCCACCAGCGGGUGCACACGGGAGAACGCCCCUUCGACUGCUCGGAGUGCGGCAAGAGCUUCACCCGCUCCGGCCACCUGCUGCGGCACAACCGCGUGCACUCCGGCGAGAGGCCCUUCACCUGCUCCGACUGCGGCAAGAACUUCAAGAUGGCACAACACCUGAAGUUGCACUGGCGGGUGCACAGCAGUGAGCGGCCUUUCACCUGCUCCGACUGCGGGAAAGGCUUCAAGUCGUCCUCGCACCUGAAGGAGCACAAGUGCCUGCACACCAGGGAGCAGCCCUACACCUGCAGCGACUGUGGCAAGGGCUUCAUCCGCACAAGGAACCUGCUGGUGCACCAGCGCACCCACACCGGCGAGCGCCCCUACACCUGCGCCCAGUGCGGCAAGGCCUUUAACCAUUCCAGUUACCUGCUGGUACACCAGCGCACCCACACCGGCGAGCGCCCCUACACAUGCUCCCAGUUCGGCAAGGCCUUCAACCAUUCCAGUCAUCUGCUGGUGCACCAGCGCACCCACACCGGCGAGCGCCCCUACACCUGCGCCCAGAGCGGCAAGGGCUUCACCGGUUCCUCCAAGCUGCUGUCCCAUCAGCGGGUGCAUGCCGGCGACCGUCCCAUCCCCAGCCCGGUGUGUGGAGAGCGCUUUGUCAUGGCUUCCCACGCCCUGCCUCACCAACGCAUGCACACCAAUGGCCAGCCCUACGACUGCCCGUACUGCGCUGAGGAGUUUGACAGCUCGCGGGGGUUGCGGCAGCACCGGCGGGUCCACGCGCACGAGCAGCUGCUCCCACUGUGACAAGAGAGCACGGGGGCUGCGGGAGCACCAGCGGAUACACACCGGAGAGAGACCCUUUGUGUGCGAUGAGUGUGGCAAGGCAGGGCUUGUACGGUCCUUGAAAGUCCUGGAAUUUGAAACUGUUUCAAGGCCCUGAAAGUCCAUGGAUUUAUCAUAGGUCCUUGUAAGUCCUUGAAAAUGUACUUUAUCUGAUAAAAGUAUUAAUUCAAGCA
Molecule: messenger RNA, 2421 nt
Organism: Amblyraja radiata (thorny skate)
Lineage: Eukaryota; Metazoa; Chordata; Chondrichthyes; Rajiformes; Rajidae
Product: zinc finger protein 883-like
Exons: 4
Coding region: 245-2209 (654 amino acids)
Biological process (GO): regulation of gene expression
Cellular component (GO): nucleus
Source: RefSeq, a predicted model, not a curated record